GAGAGAGAGAGAGAGAGAGGGAGGCUGCAAGCUAAAGGGGUGGCUCCGUAUUCUUUCACCUCCCCCCCCCCCACCCCACCCCACCACCACCAACAAACCACAAGGAGGAGGGGCCCAGCCCCAACUGCCAAUCAAAUUCACUCGUGGCACCCGGCAUUAUCUCAGCAACAAACUAUUGACAGAUUAUAUGUCAAGGAGUUUAGGGCAUGAUUGAAGGAAGCUUUUUUAUCUAGUUACCGUUCCGCUCAGUUACUCUUCCACCGACGUAACAUUCGAAUGAAUUUCUAAUAGAGUUGAGUAAUAUUAUGAAAGUUACAUGUCUUAGAGGAUUUAACUUCGACUUCCCUGAAUAUGCUGAAAGGAGUUUAUGCACUGAAACGACCUCAGGAAAACCCAAGAUGGCCGCCAAAAGAAAAGGUGGCCUAAAACUCAACGCUAUCUGUGCCAAGCUGAGCCGUCAGGUGGUGUUCGACGGCAGCUCCCAGAAUGCCGAGGGAGACCUGAGCGUGGCGGAGAACAGCGAGCAGGGCAGCUCCCACUGCGACGACGGCGAGGCCGGGUUCCCGGAGAGGCUGAGCCUGGACCAGAGCCUGGAGGAGGACCAGAGGAGGAGGGAGGCCAUCGAGAAGUGGGUCAACGGGGAGUACGGGGACGAGCCCCCCGCCCUGGCCUGCGGGGCCCAGCCGGAGCGGGGACUCAGACCCCACCAUGACGAGGACGCCCCCCCUGAGGGGGUUUACAUGGUACAGCCCAAAGGCUGCAGCGACGAAGAGGACAACGGCGACGGCUCCGAAGCCAUGCUGGGGUCCCAGGACGGCAGUUACCACGACGACAAGGACUCGGAAGACGGCCGGCACAAGGAGGACGUGUUCUUGCCUCAGAUUGAGCCCCAGGGUCGGCCAGCGCCCUUCUCCUCCCCAGGAGAGGCUUCGGCUCUGCGGGACUACGCAGCCAACACCAUGAACGAGUUCCUGGGCAUGUUCGGCUACGACGACCAGCAGGUCCGGGACGAACUGGCCAAGAAGAUCAGCUUCGAGAAGAUGAAAGCUGCCGCCGCCUCGGACGCCUCGUCCCUGAGCAGCGAGGAGGCCACGCGACGUGCCCGCUUUUCCAAGUACGAGGAGUACAUCCGCAAGCUGAAGGCCGGAGAGACCCUCCCCUGGCCCAUGCACGGGCAGAAGCCCGAGGAGAUGAGCUCCAAGCUGGCUCAGGAGAAGAGCUCCGCGGCCACUGCCGCCCUGCUCCAGGCCUCAGGCUGCCUCCCCGGGGCCGAGCCCCAGGCGUACCCCUCCUCCCUGGAGCACAAGCAGCAGCAGGGGCCUCCGCCCCUUGGCCCGGCCCCCUCGCCCAGCCCCUCUCACAUCCAGAACCUGGCCUCCAGGGCCUCCAAGUACGACUUCUUCAUCCAGAAGCUGAAGCUAGGCGAAAGCCUGCUGCAGCAGAACGGCAACACCUACAAGCGGCCCUCCAAGUACGACCUGGAGAACGUCAAGUUCCUGCACCUGUUCAAGCCCGGGGAGGGUAAGCCCGACAUGGGGGGAGCCAUCGCCUUCAAGACAGGCAAGGUGGGCAGACCGUCCAAGUAUGACGUCAGAAACAUCCAGAAGCUGAUGCCGGGGAACCCAGAGCCCUCUCUGAUGCCCGGGGCUCAUUCUGCCCCGGUGGGGAACCUGGGCCCCCAGGGGCCCCCCACCUCUGCCUCCAUCGGGGCCUCGGCCCCCCCAGGACUGGGCAUGGACCAGGCGGGUCACAUGGGCUUCAACACCUCAGACUACAUGAAGUCCAGCUUCUCCAAGACAGACUCCAUCACCACGGGAACAGUGUCCUCUGUCAAGAACGGAGUUCCAGCGGAGAAACCUGUCACUGAAGACGUCAACCUCUACCAGAAAUAUAUAGCCAGGUUUUCCGGUAGCCAGCACUGUGGACACGUGCAUUGUGCCUACCAGUACAGAGAGCAUUACCACUGCAUGGACCCUGAAUGCAACUACCAGAGGUUCACCAGCAAGCAGGACGUGAUCAGGCACUAUAACAUGCACAAGAAGAGGGACAACUCUCUUCAGCACGGCUUCAUGCGCUUCAGCCCUCUGGACGACUGCAGUGUGUACUACCACGGCUGCCACCUGAACGGGAAGAGCACACACUACCACUGCAUGCAGGUGGGCUGCAACAAGGUGUACACCAGCACCUCUGAUGUCAUGACUCAUGAGAACUUCCACAAGAAGAACGCCCAGCUGAUCAACGACGGCUUCCAGAGGUUCCGAGCCACCGAGGAUUGUGGGACGGUGGAGUGCCAGUUCUACGGCCAGAAAACCACCCACUUCCACUGCAGGUGAGCGUCCGGCUGCACCUACACCUUCAAGAACAAGUGCGACAUCGAGAAGCACAAGAGCUACCACAUCAAGGACGACGCCUACGCCAAGGACGGCUUUAAGAAGUUCUACAAGUACGAGGAGUGCAAGUACGACGGCUGCGUCUACAGCAAGGCUACCAACCACUUCCACUGCAUCCGCUCUGGCUGCGGCUUCACCUUCACCUCCACCAGCCAGAUGACCUCGCACAAGCGCAAGCACGAACGCCGUCACAUCCGCUCUGCCGGCACCUCUGGCCUGGCCGGCUCCUUCCUGGCGCCCAAGGAGGAGCCGGAGGAGUCGAGCAACGACGACCUCAUGGACUUCUCCGCCAUCAGCAGCAAGAACUCCAGUCUGAGCGUCCCUACCACCAUGCCGUCCUCCGGCAUGCCCCACAUGCUGGCCACGCCCACCACCGUCAUGUCCUCCUCCUCCACCUCGUCUUCCGGAGGCCACGGCCUCAAGGCCGCCGCCCCCUCGCUGGCGCCCGGCGGACGCAUGUCCAGCCUGCUGUCCCAGGCGUUGCCUAGCAACAUGCCGGUGGCGUUGGCCCUUUCCAACAGCGCCAUGGGGGGCUCCAACCCCUUCUUCCCCCUCCUGCCCCGCCUGCCGCCCCCUGCCGCACUCGGCGCCAGCCUGAUCUCCGGGGUGUCCUCGGGGGCCCACUCCAUGCCCACCGACUCUCUGGCUCAGGGAGGCUCCUUGGCCUGCACCCCCUCCUCCUACUCAGCCUCGUCCAUCAUGGAGAAGAUCUCCGCCAGCAAGGGGCUGAUCUCGCCCAUGAUGGCUAGGCUGGCCGCUGCCGCCUUCAAGCCCUCCGGACACCAGGACACAGGAAACGGGCAGCCUUCAUCAGUCAGCCGAUUUAAUCUGGUUCAGGUGAAGCAGGAGCCGAUGGAGCCAGGCUCAGGGCCCUCAGAGUCUGUCCAGGAGCACAGCCUGGACCUGAGCAAGAAGGAGCACAGUAAUGAAUCAAACGGCCACCCUGUUCCUGGGAAUACAUCUCUUUUAUCCUCGCUUAUGAAUAAGAUGUCACAGGUGAACCCAGGGCUCUUCAGCGCCCUGAACCUGAAGACAGAGCUGGAGGGGGGGGCGGGCCUUGGGGCUGACACCUCGGAGGCGGCCCAGUACCUGAGCCGCAUCAUGAAGAGACCCCCCCAGGACAAGCCCAACGACAUCUGGAGGACCUACCUACGCAGGUUCGACACAGAUGACUACUGCGAGGCUCAGUGUGACUUCCUCCACAAGGAGCACUUCCACUGCAUGGUGGAGGACUGCGGCGCUCUGUUCAGCACGGUGGACGGAGCCAUCAAACACGCCAACUUCCACCUCCGAGCCACGCUGAAGGUCAAAUCGGAGCCCCACUUCAACGAAUCCAAAGACUGCGGCGACGGCGUGUCCAUGCAGCCGGCCGCACCCGUCUCCAUGGCCAACCACCCCUCCAUGGAUGUGGGUGCAUUGGCGUCAUCGGGGGCCUACGGCUCGUCGCCCUCCCUGCUGGCCUGGAAGCAGCUGGCUGGCAGCAUCCCCCAGCUGCCCGCCUCCAUGCCCAACCUGCCCGCCAACUCGCCCCUGGCCACCACCUCCCUGGAGAACGCCAAGCCCCAGGUCAAACCAGGCUUCCUGCAGUUCCAGGACAAUGACCCCUGUUUGGCCACGGACUGUAAGUAUUCCAACAAGUUCCACUUCCACUGUCUGUUUGGGAACUGCAAGUAUGUGUGCAAGACUUCCGGCAAGGCCGAGUCCCACUGCCUCGACCACAUCAACCCCAACAACAACCUGAUCAAUGUCCGAGACCAGUUCUCCUACUACUCUCUCCAGUGCCUGUGCCCCAACCAGCACUGUGAGUUCCGGAUGCGGGGGCACUACCACUGUCUGCGUCCAGGCUGCUACUUCGUCACCAACAUCACCACCAAGCUGCCCUGGCACGUCAAGAAACACGAGAAGGCAGAGCGCCGCGCUGCCAACGGCUUCAAGUACUUCACCAAGAGAGAGGAGUGUGGCCGGCUGGGCUGCAAGUACAACCAGGUGAACAGCCACUUCCACUGCAUCCGAGAGGGCUGCCAGUUCUCCUUCCUGCUCAAGCACCAGAUGACAUCACACGCUCGCAAACACAUGAGGAGGAUGCUGGGAAAGAACUUUGACAGGGUUCCGUCCCAGAUGCACUCCCACUCCCAGAGGUCAGAUGACAUGCAGCACUUGUCCGGUGGGGGCUCCGGGCCCCUGGGGGGCCACACCGGCAUGACCCCCGGCUUCUCCAGCAUGAUGGACGACGCCGACGACUACAUGGACUAUAUGGGCGGGGCCAGCCCCCUCGGCCUCUCCUCCGAAUCGUCCAAUCAGGACCGCAGCUGCACCAGCACCCCCGUGGGCAACGACAGCUCCCCUGCAGGACAAGGCUGCCCCGCCCCCUCCACCCCUGCUGACACUUCCGCACCUCAAAACGCACCACCUCCUCCUCCACCUCCUCCUCCACCUCCUCAUCCCGGUCUCCAGUCCCAGGCCUCCUCCUUCCCUCCGUCUCUCCUCCGCCCUCCCCUCCCCUCCCUCCCAUACCUCCUCUCUCCAUCCUGUCUGUCAUACUCUCUGCUCAGCGCCUCUUUGGGAGCCACGCGGAGUGUUGUCAUGCCAACCAACACGCCAGCUUUCAGCCCCAUCAUUGCCACACCGUCACCGGUUAAAAAUGACGUCCCUAUAGUUCAGGAUGCAGCAGGCAACAGCAUCUACAUCCCCACGGCGACCGGCGCCAAGAAGCGCUUCUGGAUCAUCGAGGACAUGUCGCCGUUCGGCAAGCGCCGCAAGACGGCCUCGUCGCGCAAGAUGCUGGACGAGGGCAUGAUGCUGGAGGGCUUCCGCCGCUACGACCUGUACGAGGACUGCAAGGACCCCGGCUGCCAGUUCUCCCUCAAGGUCACCCACUACCACUGCACCCGGGAGAACUGCGGCUACAAGUUCUGCGGGCGCACGCACAUGUACAAGCACGCCCAGCACCACGACCGCGUGGACAACCUGGUGCUGGACGACUUCAAGCGCUUCAAGUCGUCUCUCAGCUGCAGCUUCCCAGACUGCCAGUUCUCGGGGAACAGCACCCACUUCCACUGCCUGCGCUGCGGCUUCCGCUGCACCGACAGCACCAAGGUGACGGCGCAUCGCAAGCACCACGGCAAGCAGGACGUGAUCACCGCCGCAGGCUUCUGCCAGUUCAGCUCCAGCGCCGACUGCGAGGUGGCCGACUGCAAGUACAAGCUCAAGUGCUCCCACUUCCACUGCACCUACCCCGCGUGCAAGCACACCGUGGUGGGCAUGUCCCAGAUGGACUCCCACAAGCGCAAGCAUGAGAAGCAAGAGCGUGGGGAGCUGCCCUCCGUGUCCCCGCACCAGGAGGCCCAGCUGCACCACAUGGGGGGCGCCGGGGGAGGCGUGUCGGCCGGGAACCACCCCUCCUCCAUGGGUCUCCCUCCAGCCUCCCCCGGAGGCCACCUGGGCCUCCACCAUAACAACAGCCUCAACGCCCCCACCUCCAUGCUCUACCCUCCGGUCAGCAUGGCCUCCGAGUACGGCCACCACUACCCGCCUUCCUCGGUCAGCCUGGACGGCUCUCUCAACCUGGGCACAGAGUCCAGCAGCUCGCUGUUCUUCCUGAAGAACGCCGUGGGGCUGGGGCUCAGUGACUCUCUGGACCUCAGCAAGAAGAUGCACCAGGACUCCGGGGCGGUGCCCCUGGGGGGGUUGGGGGCCCUGGCCCUGCCCAGCUCCAAGCCCCCGCUGGCCAUGACGGCGCCGCUUGAUGACAUCACCACGGGGACGUCCGGAGAUGCAGAGGACGACCUGUCGCCCGAGGAGGAGGGGCACGUGGAAGAGGAGGAGGAGGAGGAGGAGGAGGAGGAGGAGGAGGACGACAUGAACACUGACUCGUAUGAAGACUCCAUGCCAGAGCCUGACUGUGACAAGGACAAUGGCGAGAGUCUGGAUGCUUCCGCCCACCACACUGACUCUUCCCCUCUGGAGAAGCGUGAGAUGGAGGCAUGAACGACGAGAAUCCUGUAUGCUAUGAACAAACAUCAGAUUGAAGUGGCCUCGUUUAUCAUGGUUAGGGACACACGAGCGGAUGACAACGUGAAAACAACAACAUGAAGAAAUGACGGCCCCAAAUGAUUUAUUAGGAUGUUUACAAGAUGACCAACAUUAUUAAUUCAAUUAUGCAUUAAAAGAUGAACAGAGAAACAAACCAAUUAGGCCCUCUUUUACAAAUGGGGCAGCAAUGUAAACAUUUUACUACACAUCAGUCUUUUGUGUGUGCGUGCAUGUUUGACUUUAAUUUAUUUAAUUUUUGUUUUCACUUUUUUGUGUGUGGAAAAAAAACACGAUAAGAAAAAAGAAAAAAAAAAAUCUCUCUAUAUAACUAUAUAUGUAAGUGUGUGUGAACGUCAAUAUACAAAGGAAGUUUUCUGGUGCAGUCCACUAACUGCCGGACCCUUGUCACCCAAAAAGGGAAAUAAAUCACUGUUCAACUUCACUGACGCAAAAUUAUGAUACAGAAUGUGUUUUAUCCUACUAUGAUUAUUAUUAUUGUUAUUAUUAUUAUUAUUAAGCAGGGAGUCUGCAUCAGUGCUUGUACCCUCCCCUCUCUUCCUCCUUGCAAGGUUCUGUUAUUUUAUUGUUGGUGUACAUUUGCCUCCAGAAGUGAUCAGAGAGGCUGUGUGUGUCCAGGAAGCGGAGUCUAGUGUCUGGACCGCCUCACCCUCACAGUUAAGCUGUGAGGGUGAGGCUGCAGGGAUACACCAGAAUUCUGGUGUAUCCCUGCUUCUAAACAGAAGUUCUCACCAAAACCAAGCGUACCGUUGUACCAUUUUAUCCUCUAGGAAACUUUUGGGUUUGUGUUUGUAUAGCGCACUUUUAUAUAGAGAAUGAGGACGAUAGAAAUUCAAACAUGUAUUUAAAGAUAUUUUUGUUACCAUCUACCAUCAUUGCAUUAUGAUUGCAUUACACUUGCGCAGUUAACCAGACGUGUCAGACCGUCUACGGGUAACUAGGUGAGGGAACCAUGGUGACGAUUCUGGGAUGUUUGGCCUGUGGAAAACAUGAGUAAACAUGAGGGAACCGUGUCAGGGAGUUUGUUUAACGUUUGAAAUGUAUAGACAACGAAAAAGAUUUGUGGACAACAUUUUGUUUUCCAUUCACUAUGGUUGUGGUUGAGCUAUAUUGUAACAGUUUUAUUUAAUAUUUAUGUGACCUUGCAAUGAGAUAUUUCUAGGGUGUAAUUGCACUUUUUAGGUUCAUUUGUACCUUCUGAAAGAAAAAAGAAAAAAAAGAUAUAUCUUUUAACAGGGACUUUUGCUUUAUCAUGUUUUAGUUCAAUUUGCUUUGAUGCACAAAUAGUUGUUAGUGUGACGAAGAACUAUUGUUCUGUGAUUUAUUUAAAGCAGGAAAUGAUACCUUCUUCUUCUGUGAUUGGAUGAUUGUUCUAUGAAACAGGCACACCAGAACUGCCUAACAACACUAAUACCAACUGUGAUUUUCAAUUCAUUCUUUACAAUAUGGCAAUGCUCCAAUACUGGAAAAUUACAUAAAAAAAAUAAAAUUAAUUGAACACGGUUUUAAUGUAAACCUUCCCCUCUGGGUUAUGGUGAUGUAACCCUGAAAAGAGAUAAUAAUUGUGAUCUCUCUGGAGGUCUCUGGCUUUGGAAAAAAAGAUUGUCACUCUGUAGGGGAAGGUAUGUGUGUCGAUGAUCCUGGGGAAUAUUGGUUUGAGAAGAAGAAAAAGGGUUGUACAGUAUUUUCUUCUGUUAAAAAAAAAGAAAAAGAAAAAAAAACUAUAUGAACAAAAUGCUCUUCGAUGAACAGCUUCCUUUAAAAAGAAACCGUUAAAAGGAGAAAUGAAUAAUAAAACGUUCAAAAUGGAAAUAACCCCACUAUAGUUUGCCUGUGUGCGUGAUCUUAUUUGUCAUCUCCUUCUCUCUCCCUCGGUACAUUCACAGAGGAAGUUGACUAAACAGAUUUGUACAUUGUGGCCCUUGAAAUGCCACUGAGCACAGUUGACAGAUUUUUACCUUGUUGUUUUUGCAUCAGAAAAUGCUGUAUUUUCAAACAGUUAACAAGUAACAAACUCAUACAGAACGAAAUCACUGAUAAGAAUUUAUCAAUGAAUGUUUCGGUUUUAUUUAACACCUUGUUUAAUAUUAUUAUAAUUAUUAUUUUUGUCAUAUUUUGUGUGUGAUUUUUGUUGUUUUUCAUUCAUUGCAAUUCUUGAUUUUGCUGUGGGCGUGUCUCUCUCCAUGUGUCUCCCUCGACUCAAAUGCAAGGCGGUGCAUCAUUGUCAUUUUUGUUUUGUUAAAUUUUCUGACAGAAUUUUUAAAAUAGCUAUAAGGCUGGGAGACAUUGUGCACUUGAAUACAGUUUGUGUGUGUGUGUGUGCGUGUGCGUGUGUGUGUGUAAAAUAGCAGGAUUUGUAAAAAGUUGAAAAUAAAGAACCUAUAAUUAUUAUAACGAUACAUAUGCUUAGUAGUGCUUUAGCCCCAGGGCAUUCUGGGUAGUGAUGCGGAGGGCUUGAGGAGUGCUGCUCAAAUACAUGAUUCUAGCUCAGUGGAGCUUAAACACCAUAGCUGGACCAGGGACCCCCCCCCCCAGGGCCCCCAGACUACUGUCCCCAGGGCCCCCAGCUCCAGGGCCCCCAGCUCCAGGGCCCCCAGCCCCAGGGCCCCCAGCUCCAGGGCCCCCAGCUCCAGGGCCCCCAGCCCCAGGGCCCCCAGCUCCAGGGCCCCCAGCCCCAGGGCCCCCAGCCCCAGGGCCCCCAGCUCCAGGCCCCCCAGCCCCAGGGCCCCAAGGCCAGGCUCCAGGCCUGCUGUCUUGGUGCCACUACUAGGAGACACCUGUAGCAGGAGUCCUCUGGGCAUGCUGCGGCUGCGAGUCUUCUCCACAGCCUCCAGGUUCCCCCAGGGCCUUGAUCCUCCUAGAAUUGUACGGGAGACAGACAAGAAUCUCGGAGGUGAAUCCAGGUUCAUGCAGAAAUAGCUGUGAACUGGACGUGGACAGUUGACUAUAACAUGACAACAUCAAAAAAAAAUAGUGAUCGGAGCUGUUCUGUAAGGCUGGUCUGUGAGGGCAGGACCAUGCAGAGUUCAUCCUGGGGACUCACAAGGGGGGCUUAGUGUGUCUUUUACAAUGACAGUGAAAUGAGAGGCAUAAGUUCUUAGAGGUUUUGUAUCUAUGUUUUUAUUUAUUUUUUACUCGGUCGUCUCCUCCAGCGCUCCUCGGCGCCCAGAGUGCUGCUAGAGUCGGUCCACCAGCCCGCAGCUGUCGCCCUUUUCCUUGUGAUGUUUCUUUAAAAAAUAAAAAAUAAACGGGUAAAGGCAUCACCAUCUGUCAGCCAGCUGGCAUCCUGUAUAUAAUCUACGAAAAAAAAAAAGAAUAAACAUGGAAAAUUAUAUUACACAAAAACCAGACGGAAACGACCUCCAAGUCCCGUAUAGGCUUCUGCC
This is a messenger RNA of Osmerus eperlanus (European smelt), 9826 nucleotides long. RefSeq names its product castor zinc finger 1 (gene casz1). NCBI's taxonomy places the organism in Eukaryota, Metazoa, Chordata, Actinopteri, Osmeriformes, Osmeridae. Gene Ontology annotation, biological process: positive regulation of transcription by RNA polymerase II; regulation of neuron differentiation. Gene Ontology annotation, molecular function: RNA polymerase II transcription regulatory region sequence-specific DNA binding; DNA-binding transcription factor activity, RNA polymerase II-specific. The record is from RefSeq and is a predicted model, not a curated record. Gene Ontology annotation, cellular component: nucleus.